GUCCUUAAGACCUCUUUUUGAAGUAAGAUCUUAAACCCCUUUCAACCAAUAGGAGAAGGAGAGAGGUAAUGAUUAUUAAUCAUUGGGUAACUACUUACCUAAUACGUUAAAGGGUAAGACAUGAAUAUUAAAAAUAUUUAAUGAUAUUAUUAAUUAAAAUGAAAAUGGCGAAAACCCAUACAAACGUUGAGUUAAUUGAGGUUUCGAGAAUUAGUCUCCUCCCAACCCUAAAAUCGUUCAUCCUCCAAAAGUAGUCGUCGUGUCGCCGAAGCCGACGAGACUCUUUCUUCCCGACGUAUGGUAUCGCUGAACCGACAUUGCGUUACCGUCCACCAUUGCGGCUCGUCUCUCCCGUGACGCCUCGUUUGUCGUCGUCGCACAACCACUUCCUUUCAUAAGCGUCGGCAGCCUUCAUCAGUCUUCUGCUUCGCCGGCGUCGAUUUCCCGUCAGCUUCCCGUCCCAUUCCCGCCAUCAUCCUGUCUGACUCCGCCGUCGUCCCGCCGCCAUCCGGCAUCUCCCCAUCCGGUCGUCGCCCCAUCUUGCCGGUCUCCCACUGUCGAGGCGGAGUUUGUUAAUAAUAUUCUUGUUUACGUUGAAAAACGAAGAGAAUUUGUUAAUAAUGAAUUCUUCAUUUGUAGUAAAUUAUGUAAGAAAUGUUAAUAAUGAUAUUGUAUAUUGUUAAUAUUGCCGAGCUGAAAAGUUGAUAAUAGCGUCACUAAAAAUGUUUACAACACAACAAGUGAAUCAAGCUUCAAUCUGAUUGAGAAUGUUAAUAAUAGCGUCACUAGAAAAUGUUAAUAAUGUAAGUGAAAACCUUAAUAUGUACUGUUAAAACAAUGACAUCUCGGUUAAGCUGCUUUAAUAAUUUUGAUGAUCUAAUUAAUAGUGGUAGGUUAAUAAUGUUUACAACACGAUCGGUAAAUUGUGUUUCAAUUUGAUUGAGAAGGUUAAUAAUAGCAUCACGGAAAAAUGUUGAUAAUGUAUGUGAAAAAACUAAUAAUGUAUGUUGAAAAUAUUACUAAUGGACGAAGAAAAGUUAAUAAUAAACUAAGAUUGAUAAUAUUACACGUAAAUUCAAUAGAGAGAUUAAUAAUAACACACGCUUAAUAAUAAGACGAGACAUUAUCAAAUCAUGCACGAUUGAUCACAACACUUCAAAAUAUUAACAGGCAUAUUAGACAACAUUGACAAUUCGAAAAAACGUUGAUUAUUGGGUGGGUAAAAAUAUCACGUUGUGGAGGAGAUUAUCAAGAUAAGACGACUGUAAAGAUGGAGCUUAGGAUGUGACUCUGGACUAUUUCCAGAAGCCCUUUCACGUCUCGCAGAUAGAGUCAUUGUCACAAUCCCUAGACCAUGAUAAUUGUGAAGAGACUGUGAAGUUGGCAUGAAACGACAUCAACGUCAGCCGAGAUCACUGGCAGGUAUCGAGAUCACGAUCGUGAUCCUUGACCGUGAUGUAUGCACUCGGCAGUAUAAAAAGGCAGUAGCUGGGAAAGAGAAAGGGGGAGCUUUGUUUUUUAAGAAAGAGCUUGGUUUUUCCUUUAGGGUUUGACCAAACACCCAAAGGGGAAUGUCUACAGAGAGAAUGAUCUUGAGUGAUCUUGGAGCUUAAUUGGAAAUAUUGUAGUCAAGGAUUCAUGCCUAGAAUAUGACGAAGAAGAAGAUGUUGAGCUAUUUUGUAAUCUCUCUCUCUCUCUCCUCUCUCCUCUCUAUGAACUAGACCUCGUUUCUUAGGUUGUUGAACCAUAGGUCUAGAUUUUGGUUUAAUGUUGAUGUAUGUGACAAAUUCUAUGUUUGAUUGUUCAUUUUAUUUAGAUAAUGAAUGAUUUUCAUGGAUUGCAUGAGUUCUACAUGUCAAUGGAGCUUUUGACCUAGGAGAGAGAUAAUCCCCUUAGAGUCCAUUAUUAGCGUCCUAGGGUCACUUCUACUAUAAGUCGUUCCGUGUAAUCCUCGAUGGAGUAAAUUUGUUCGAUUUCGAUAUAUGAAUCCUUAGGUUGAAUAGAGCAGUGCCAAUUCAUCGCUACGCCGUUCCAGGUCAAUCCCCGAGGGAGUAUAUUGGUUGAGAAAUUGAGUUGAUCGAGCUAGGAUGGUACGCACCAUCAGUCCGAAUGAUGAAACUAGGGGAUUCAAGCUAAGAGAGCUCCAAACUUGUAAUUAGCUAGGAUAGUGGUUAGUUAGGUUAGUUAGAUUAGCUUCUUAAUCACUAUUCUGGGUUGGUUAGAUAAUUUUAUUACUUGCUUACCCUAUACUACACUCGCUCGUUGGUUAAACUUGGCCUUUAAUUGGGUAGUUGUAGUUAGAACGAGCCAAUUUUUGGGCACCGUUGUCGGGGACAUUCUAGGUAAUCGAAAAAAGUAACUUGGCCUUUAUUAAUUUAGCCGUUUUGUUCUUUGUUUUGUGUUUGUUGACCCAUUCUUCGUCUUGAAGGGUGAUUUGUGUUUGUUUGAUUUUAUUUUUGUAUUGUCGUGUUUGUAGGUUGAAUCAUGGAUCCAAAUGAAUUCUACAACAUGUGCUGGUAUCCAUAACCACCCAAAUGGGGGUACUGGAGCUUCAUGGAGUAAUCAAGAGGGUGGAAGCCAAGGAACCUGGUUCUAUGAUCAACCUCCUUUCCAAGAAGAACAACCAUUCUCAUGGGGAUAUCAAGAAGCUUCCCCAUAUAAAGAAGAUUUCCCUCCACAACCCGAGGUGAAAUCCAAGUUCGAGUUGGCCAUUGAGGCUUUCAUGGGGCAUUCCACGAGACCAUGUGCCACUCCACAACCAGAGCCAAAGAGUGAAUUGAAGCUCAUGGUGGACCAAUUUUCCUGGGGCACCGACGAAGGAUGCUCCAAUGUGGAUCUUCCAAUGUCGACCCUAUCGACUCAUCCUUCCUACAGACAUCGGAGGAGAUCCUUCGAAACACAAAGAGGCUAGGAGAGAUUGUUGAGCAAGCAUGUGUGCAACUUGCUCACAAUCGUCUCCUACCAUUUGAAGAGGAGAGGAAGUUGAAGAGGCAAGCCUUGAGAACUUUAGAAGAACACACUUCGCCAUGGAUCUCAAUUCCUCCCUCCUUCCGGUUGACACUAUAAGAAAAAGUGGUGCGAGCUUGUGCAUGCCAUCGCCUCUCACCAUUGGAAGAGCAAGAGGAUGUUGAAGGGACAAUCAAUGAAAACCGUUUAGAGCAAGAGAAACUCACCCCGGAGAGCUCCCGUGGCGAGGAUGACCAGCAAGCUUGCAUUGAUGACUUUCAGACCUUUCUCCUUCCCAAGACCAAGUCACGAGGUCCUUAGUUUUGAGGGUAAAAUACCUCGGGUACCACUAAAGUAUGAGAAUUGGGGGAGCCAUGCCACUAAAGUUAGAAUAGGGCGUCGGGUACCACUAACGUUACUGAAUUGUGCAUCCGUUUAAAUUUCCGUCCAUCUACCGUUAAAAAAGAAUAAAAUAUUAGUUUUUUAUAAAAAAAUUAAAAUAAUAUAAAAAAAAAGAAAAAAAUUAAAAAAAACAAAAACAAAAAUGGGAUAAAAUUCAGUUCUUCUUCCUCGUUCAGGUGAAGAAAAUAUGAGCUCCGACUGUUGGGCGGCCAGUUGGUUUGUUAACCUCCUCGAAACUGUGGUUUCGGAGAUAAGGCCAAAUCCAUUGCUAGUCUCUAAAUUUGGGGACCUUCAUCCCCAAAUUUGGGGGUCAUCCUCAUUUUCUCCUCUUUUCUUCCAAUGCUACAUUCUCUAAAUCUGGGGAUCUUUCUUUUUAGUUAGUUUUUCUUUACUUAAAAACGUACUUAUGAUCAUCUUAAUACAAUUUGUUCAUGUUAGUUUUUGUACAGUUCGUUAUCAUUUUUAAAUACAAAUUUUACGGUAGAAUUUUUUUUAAUUUUGAGACCAAAUUUUUUUUUUUACAAAAAAUGAUUGACCUAAUUUGGGUUUACACCAACACUUGAAAAUUAUUGAUCUAAUUAAAUCCCUAACUAGUCCGUAAUUAAACCCCAAUUAACCCCUAAAAUCUUAAAAAGAAAAAGAAAAGCCACGUGGCGGGCUUUGGGGAGUCUCUAUAUUUGGGGGAAUCCCCAUCCCACCCCCAAAUUUGGGGAUCCUUUAACCGAUCUCCCCCAAAUAUAGAGACUCCUCCAUUUAUAGAGACUCCAUUGGAGCCAACUUUUCCCCAAAUAUAGAGACUCCCCCAUUUAUAGAGGCGCCGCUCCAUUGGAGUUAGCCUAAUUAGGUAGUUGUUACACCAUUGCUGACCUAGAGUAAACAAUGAUUCCAACCUCAUGGUUGUCCCAAACAUUAGGGGUGAAAGCUUGACCCGGAAAACCCACUGACCCGUUCCUAAGGGUCGGGACGGGUCAUUUGUUGACCCUGUAAGGGUCGGGAUGGGUAGGGACAACUUAGGGACGGUCACGUUUUGAUCCUGUGACCCUUAACAACAACAAAUAUCUCACACCACAUUGGACCUUUUUAUAAAAUUUUUAAAGUUUA
Molecule: messenger RNA, 4449 nt
Organism: Linum trigynum
Lineage: Eukaryota; Viridiplantae; Streptophyta; Magnoliopsida; Malpighiales; Linaceae
Source: the annotation of a GenBank genome assembly